GGGCUUCACGUGCCGCUGGCGCUGAUGGCGGCGGGGCUAGCGGAGGGUCGCACUGAAGCGGGAGCGCGAGGAGGCGGGGGACAGACGGCGGAACCGAGCGCCGACGCUCCGCCAAGCCAGCCGUGAGCACAAAGAGCCGCGCUGCAGGGAGGCCCGCUGACCGGAUGGAGGGUCCGGGACGUCCUAUUGGCCGUCAUCUCGUCUCGCCCCACCAGCCGCUCCUCUCCUUCUGCUGCUGCGGCAGAAGCGUCUUGGUGGGAUUCGUCUGAAAAAUGACCCCGACACUGCCAGGCUAGCUGCAGCUUCACUGUGAUCUCUGUCCUGCAGCUCCAACCCGCCAAGCGUUUAGAAACAGCCAGACAAUAAAAACAAACUGAGAUUUGGUUAGAAACCAAACCACUUCGAACAUGUAGGUGGGCUGCGACCAGCACCAGGUAGCUAACGGUGAGUUAGCGGCUUGAGGUAGACGGAUAGCGGUGGCUCUGGCGUAACAGAGGGUGAUCAGCGGGGGUGCGAUGGAGUACCACUCCGGUGGCAGCCUGCCCCUGCUGGGGAGACCGCGGUACUGCCCUGGAGCCAAUGCUAACGGAGGAUAUCUGUGCGAGACGGGACACUGCUGUGGAGAGACCGGCUGCUGCACCUACUACUACGAGCUCUGGUGGUUCUGGCUGCUUUGGACCGUCCUCAUCCUGUUCAGCUGCUGCUGCGCGUACCGGCACCGGCGGGCCAAGCUGCGGGUCCAGCAGCAGCAGAGGCAGCGAGAGAUCAGCCUGCUGGCCUACCAUGGAGCCAACUCCUUCCCCUCCUCCAUGCUGGACCUCAGUUUCCUGGCGUCGCUAAAGCUACCGUCUUAUGAGGAGGUUGCGGCCCAGCCCUCCACUCCUCCUCCGCCGUACAGCUCUGUGUUUACGACCCCGCGAUACCCGCAGCCGCCGCGCGCCGCCGACCCGCACCUGCUCACGCAGCACGGCCCGCUGCUGCACCGGCCGCUGAGCGACGGCCCGUCCUCCUUCAGCUCCGACAACAGCUCCAGCUGUUCCUGCGACUCCUGCUGCCCCUCUUCUCCGUGUAGCUCUUCGCUCUCAGCGCCCAUCACCUACGAAACCGACACAAGCCACGGCUCCACGCCAAGCGAGGCCACGCCCCUCACCCUUGACGUCACCAUGGAGACCAUAGCGGCUGCAGCCAGCUGCCUGGCGGCCAGCGAGGCCCGGUUCGCCUCUGACAGACCGGGCGCCGCGGUGACCGUCGACAUCGAGGGCGCCGAAGACGUCGGCGCUCAGGAAGCCUCCGCCACGGACUCUUCCCUCCCCAGCCAGACUGUUACCGUGGCGAUGGUUACCAGGGCAGCGCCGUCUCAGCCCUCACCUGGCUCUGAGGUCACCCUCACCGUUGCAGCUUCGUCUCCUGGAAAGCUCGACAUGCCUCCUCCAUGUUCUCCGAUCUUCAGCACCGGUAGCUCCAGUCCUCUCCCCAGUCCGAGGCUCGAUGCCAUCCAGCUCCCCUCCAGUAAAAUCACGAGAACCGGAAGUCUGUCAGGGCCUCCCACGCCAACAGCUAACCCCUCUGACUGCUGUGGGCCGUUCGAAGCUCUGGAGACUCUUGAUUCUUCGAGAACUUUUGAUCCACCCAGUGCCGCUUCGACGCCAUCAGCACCGUCUCCAGACGUUCUCAGAACUUUGGCCUUGAAAGCAGACUCUGCCAGCCUUCUAACUCCUGAUCAGGAUGUUAGCGUUGUUCCAGCCGAUGCACCUGUUACCCCGACCCAAACUAUAGCGUCUCCAAACCCGACAAAGGACCAAGAACCACUGCUGUCUGAUUGUACUUCAGCCAUUAUUGGCGCCCCUCUGAUUCCUAAACCAACACAUUUAAAUCUCACCCCAGGUACGAUUGCGCAAACCGUUUCAUCUCCAUUGACUCAAAACUUAGAACCAUCUCCCGGGUCGCGUUUGGCCCAGAUUCCCUCAAGCCCUGGGUCAGGGCCUUCCCAGCACUCUUGUCUAGUUUUGACUGUGAACGUUUCUGGACCGAGUCCAGAGCUGCGUGGUUCAUCUGAGUCAAACCUUCUCGCACCAUUGCCUUCAGAUGUUCAGGCUAGUUUUAGCUCUGGAUCAGGAUCGCCAACCCUCCUUCCGGUUCCGGUAGACGGCUCUUCUUCUUGUCCAGCAAUCACGAUCGAGUCUGAGACUUGUUUCAUGUCUUCUCCGUCGCCCCUUGCGGUUGUUUCUCCAUCCUCACCCCGAUCUCCUCUUGUGGCACCAGCAUUACUCCUGGACCCCCUCACCGCUCUUCACCCGUCCGACAAAGGCGCUUCCUCCUCCGGCCACGCGUCCUCCCUCUCCCCGUCGCCCCGCGCUACUCAGUCUCCACCGAAACAGACCGUCUUCUCGCCGUGCGUGGACGUCUUCGAACCCAGACCCGCGUGCUGGGAGGACGGAGACGAGGAGCAGGCCGCUGGGGACAGAGAGGAGGACGAAGACGAUGACAUGGGAGCGGACGAGAGCCAGUAUCGGCACCGCCGUCUCACCGGCGACUCCGGGAUUGAGGUGUGCAGAUGUCGAGUAGAGGAAGAGGAGGAUGAGGAUGAAGAAGAGGAAGAGGAGAAAGACGGAGACACGGACGUGCAUGAUAGCGUGGAUUGUCCCGCAAGAAGUCAGAUGAGCACAGGGGACGAACUUACGCCGUGCAACCCCUCCACCUCGGUCACCACGUCAACCCCUGAAGAGAAGGUCAUUAUCGUCAUGGAGAAAGUGUAACCGAUGAAAGCCGAUGGUUCAGUUCCUCGCUCUGACCUGGAGUACGCCAGGCAGCCAUCAAAUUUAGAAGAUGCUUCUCGAGCGUCGUGGUUGUGAACCUAGACGACGAAUGCACUGGUGUUGGGAGAAAGAUUUGGUUUGGAAGUCACUUUAUGGGCAUUUUAUGGACGCCUCUAGUUCACCAGAUCUAGAUGCUUCAUUUCAGGAUGAUUGAGCUAAAACUGAGCUCUUCUUCCUUACCUAAGAGAUCUCCAUGUCCUGCACACUCUUUAACACGUAUUAAAUCACACUGUAACCCAAUCUUUGUUGACUCGCAUCAACAAAUUUUAAUAAAUCCUCUUAACAGUCAAAUAUGGUUACCAUCGAUCCAAACUACAUAAAUUUGCACACAAGGGGGAAACAAUCUCCAUGUGACGCAAAUACAGCAUAAAAGCUGCACACGUGUUUGUCUGAGGUUGAAAUCGUGCCCCGGCAGCCGAUGACGCUUUCCGUCUUUUGCCCAUAAAUGAGCAUCUUUAACGAAUCGAGCAUUCGGAAGGCGGCGAUACCUUCCACUGCCGUCUUGGAUGAUGACGGAGGUUUGGAAAUGUGCCGGGAACAAGUUGGCUUGCUCUGAAAAAGGAAGAGAGCCCGGUGUAGGUGGAUGAUUCACGGCGCCUGAUUGACGGAGGGGAGACUGAUUCACUGGGUUUGAUGGCUGGGUCUGUCAGCAGAGCAGAGUUAGGUUUGCAGUCAGCGAGUGGAAAACUUCAAGGCGGACGGCUCGGCUUGGCUGGUGUUGCGUCGACAUCUCAGCAGAGAAAAGCUCUUACAUGAAUGUAAACAAACAAUGGCUGCUUUUAGAGCGAAACAAAGCCCCAAAGAGAGCAGAGGCGGAGCGUGUCAUCGUCCCGUCUUUGUCUCUUUCUCGGAGUAUGAGGUCAGAUCAAACAAUACGCCGUAGACGCCUCGAUCUCCGUCACUUUCUGGAUCUCUUCAUUCAUAAACGCCCCUCCUACGUCCUUAACUUUAGCAGGUUUGAACAAUAGUGCAAAACAAAUUGCAGAGCAGACAGACAUUUCAAGGCCUUUUAAAAGAAUAAGUCACGGCAAACGUGUUUAAAGAGUUUGGUUUAUUUUUAGGUCGGUGUUUCGUACGUUGUGAGCUUGAUAGACAAGUCAGUGUACAUAUUUUGUGACACACAAAGAUGGAGUAUAUUUUAUCAACGAAGCAGUUAGUAGUUGUUUUGUACAUGCUGCCGUGUUUCAGCUCACCGUAGGAUCUGGAAUUAGAAGUGAGAUGAAGAGCAAUAUUUUUAUUCUAAAAGAAUAAAUAAACCCAGAGAAAAGUGAAAAAGCAGCGUCGGAAACGUCGGGACGGAAAAGGUCAGACCGAUAUCUGAUGAAAAGUUAUUAGAAGCAGUUUUGAGCAACUCUGAAGAGAAAAGCGUUUCAUCGUGUAGAAGGUGGUUGGUGUUUAUCUCCUACGGUCAAACGAUAAGAGACGCAUCUGCAGCAGGUUCCCAGUCCAACACAGCGUCAAGAAAUGUGUUGAUAUAAUCCAAUCUAUUAGGAAAUGAUGCAUCCAUCUAUCAUCUAUACAAGGCCAUGAUGGCCUAGUGUCUGUCUCUCCCGGUCAGUGUGGGAAGCAGGGGUACACCUUAAGGCGCCAGUCCGCCACAGGGUCAACAGCCACCUGCACUUUACUGGUGACUCCCAACGCUUUUCAGAAAAGUUGGGAGUUUUCUUCUUGGUGCAAAAAAGUUUACAAAUGAGGCUGAUGAAAAGUGUUUAGAUGCAUUUUUGUUCAACUGAGGAAAGAAAAAAUGCUCCAUCCUACUGUAGGGCGUUGGUUUCUUGAGGUCAACGGACAAGAGACACCUGAAGAAGGUUCCCAGUCCAACACAUGGUCAAGACAUAACCCAGUCUAUGAGGAAGUGACACGAUCCACCCAUCUUCUUUACAAGGCCAUGAGGGACAGGCUGGUGUCCGUCUCUACCGGCCACUGAGGGCACAGGGCUACACCUUGAUGAGCCAGGCCACUGGUUCUACGUGAAUAUGUGGUAUAACGUAGGUUUCACCAUUCACCCGUGCUUUCCUGUUUCAGAAAUGUCCAUUGAUGUAGGAGCAUGUCUUAAAAAGUCCAAAUCUUUGGUUGUUGUGAGAGAAAGAUCAGUGAUGUCAGCAGAUUGAUGAAACAUUUAGAUGUUUCCUCCGGCAGUAAAGCUAAACGGGCCUGUGUUUGAGGAAAAGUGAAGGUUCUCAUCACCCCAGGAAAUCAUCCACCCAACCUUAGUGAAUGGAGAGAGACUCAGCCUGGUUGAUCCUUACACCCUGUGUUCAUGCUGCAUUGAUCCACACCUUCAUGCAUAACUCAACAGAGCCACCGAUACAUGAUCCAAAUGAGCGCUAAGCUGCUAGGACUCCAUUAAAGGCACAAAGUCCUGCCACAGAAACGGCUCACGACGGAGACGGAUCCAGAUAUCUGGUCCUGGGACUUUGACAGACCGAGGAAGAUGCUUCUGGCUGAACGUCGGCACCGGUGGAGUGAGAACGACGAGUUCUUGGAGGCUUCUAGAGCGACGCCCAGCUGUUGAUGUUGUAGUUGAUGUUGUGGUUGACGGUGUUUUUUGUUUACCUGAACUUAUAACGUUAUAUAUUUCAUUGGUUUCCGAGUGCCAUUUCUACUUGACUACUGUUACUACUUAGCAUUAUUUAGAGCUGUUCUUGCUCUGUGUGACUGUGGCUUUAUAGCAGAGUGACUUGGGAGUUGUUUGAACUUUGUCUGUACUUUGGGUUCCCAAAGGCUGAGCAGACCUGAGAUCAGCUCGAGAUGAUUGGGGUUUGGUUAGAAACGGCUUGGAGCGCCGAUGUUUAACGGAAAAGGAUUGAAACAACCCAGUGAGUCUUUUCUGUCUUGGUUUUGACCAAAAGCUCCGAGGCGUUUUUAAGGUAAAGUGACAGAUUACAGCUGAUCCAGGACUUCCUGCUUUGGGAAAUCCUGUCUUUAUGUCUCUGUUAAAAGUCUAAAUUACUUAUUUCUACUGAACUAUGUUACUAUGUCCACAUUGACUGGAUUUUCACUGAAAAUGUAGAUUUCUUUUCUUGAAUUCAAGGCUAAAUAUAGUAACACCUGACUGGUUCUGCCUGUUUUCUGUUAUUCUGCCACAGCAGGUGUUGGGAGAUGAUAAAUCCAAUUUCCAUUUUCUAAAGAAUUCAAUGGAAAACACCAAACUGGAUGAGAAACUAAAGAAACAUUUAAUACAGUUUUUGGAUUAAAUGUUAAUUUGGUUGGUUUUAGAGACUGGUUUGGUUUGACUAGGCCAGUUUCUUGACCCUAAAAUGUGAAGCUAGUCAAACCAGUUUGGAUCUGAUCUCUUUUAGUUGACCCGGAUUAUAAGACUGUCCAGUUCCUUCCCUCUGCUUACAGGAUUUUAACUAAUUUGUCUUUUUCCACCUUCAUAUCCUCACUGGCGUUUCUGGCUGUCAGUCGGUGGGAGAGGAUUUAGAAAAGAUUUAAAUCCUGUAAUAUUCAAACGACAGGAGCACUAACUAGUAUUAGAGGUAAUAAUUGGUGUGUGUGUGAAUGUUUGUACGUAUGUGUGACAUAACUAAACCAGCCUGUUCUAAAAGUGUGGAAAUAUAAUAAAACUGUUGAAUCUAAAA
Molecule: messenger RNA, 6400 nt
Organism: Poecilia reticulata (guppy)
Lineage: Eukaryota; Metazoa; Chordata; Actinopteri; Cyprinodontiformes; Poeciliidae
Source: RefSeq, a predicted model, not a curated record